Rattus norvegicus (Norway rat) is the source of this 5544-nucleotide messenger RNA. The record is from RefSeq and is a predicted model, not a curated record. NCBI's taxonomy places the organism in Eukaryota, Metazoa, Chordata, Mammalia, Rodentia, Muridae.
GGUCAUGUGGAUAAUGUUUUAUUUAUUGAUAUCUAAUAUUAUAAAUUAACUUGGAAUUAAAGCAUCCACUUCUUUUCUUGGAGAUAAACCUUACGUAGCUCUGGUUAGCGUGGAGCUUACUGUGGAGAUUAACAGAGCUGACUCUCGGUUCUGCCUUCUCAGUCUGAGGUUAUGUAUACGCUGACUUUGGAUUCUGAAAUCUUUGUUUUUAAAAUAAAAAAAAGGGAAGGUCAUAACAUUUGCCAAGAUGUCCAAAAACCUCUUCGGGAUCUUCAGAUUCUUUCAUUUAUGUGUUUUUCAAAAAUUAUCAAUCAGCCACCCUCUGUCUGCCAAACAGUAAAGCCUGUCUUGUGUGGCGUAUGUAGCAGGUGAAUAGUAACCCUUUCAGUUAUACAAUUCACAACUUCAUGGCUGUGAGUACUCGCGGCUAUCAUGGAUGGAUAGCGGCAAGUUCGUCUUGACUUUUCAUUCCUCUCGCACUGGGGAGUUUGUGGCUCUGAGUUACUGAUUUCUUUAUGCUUGACAGUCUCAUAAUCCAGUAUAUUGUGAUUAUUUUGAUACACUCAUUACCGUCUGAUAUUUCCCCUUCCUUUCUGGAACCCUGUGGUUAUACCAAUAGCAAAAGCUAACUCCCAACUCCAGCAAACAUGAACAGUUACUGCUCCUUUAGAAAGGAUGGAGCUUCAUGGGCACCUCCUGUUUCUAUGGUAGAUAGCUGGAGGGUCCAAUCUUGUGCAGGUAUAUAGCGUUAUGUAUUCAUGGCUACAAUUGCAGCUUCAGAAGUAGAUGACAGCUUCCCCAAUUCUUAGUUUCUUAAAUUCUUUCUGCCUUCAUUUCUGCACUGUACCUUAAGUUGUGGUUGGUGUGUGUGAUACGGAUGUCUAGUUUAAGAGUAAGGGCUCAUCAUUUACUCUCGGAACUUUGACCAGAUAAAUUCUCUUGGAGGGUAGGCUGGGGCAGUGGAAAUGUCUUGAGACAUUCUUUAAAUUUUCCUAAAGUCUCCUUGAUUGCUCUUCAUAACGUAUUGCUUAUCAAAAGAAAAUGAUAUUGGUUAAUCAAUAGACUCUAUUCCUUUCUUUUAAACACAGGAUUUCACUAUGUAGUGCAGAUCUUGUUAUUCUCAUGCCUAAGUUUCCCAUAGUUGGUUUAUAAGUGUGUCCUAACUCCCGAAUCAUUAUUCAUCUAGCUGUUCUCUAGCGUUUUGACUAUAAUAGACUCAGAUUCACGGACCCAGCUUCUGUUUACAACCAGUUCAGGUGGAUACCCGAAACCUUCUGGAAUAGGCCUUCGCGUUCCAUUCAGUCUGAACUACAUCUCCCGACAGCCUUUGCGCGCCCACCUCCAGCGUGGCGCGUGGCCUGCCGGGAGCGGGCUGGGAGGUGGCGGCCUAGCCCAAUGGGUGCGUGCUCCCGAGGAGAGGGCGGAGGAGAAAAGGAAGCAAGCGGGCUGCGGGCUGCGUCCCCAUUCAUUGCAGUGGUCUGCUGGGUUGGGGUCCAGUGUUUCCGGAGUCAUGGAGGCGCUGAUCCCGGUCAUCAAUAAGCUGCAAGACGUCUUCAACACCGUGGGCGCCGACAUCAUCCAGCUGCCUCAGAUUGUCGUAGUGGGAACUCAGAGCAGUGGAAAGAGCUCAGUGCUGGAAAGCCUAGUGGGGAGGGACCUUCUUCCCAGAGGGACUGGUGUGGUCACCCGGAGACCUCUUAUUCUGCAGCUGGUCCACGUUUCACCAGAAGAUAAAAGAAAAACAACAGGAGAAGAAAAUGGUAAAUUUCAGAGCUGGAACCCUGCUACAUGGAAAAACUCAAGACACCUUUCUAAAGGAGUUGAAGCAGAAGAAUGGGGUAAAUUUCUUCACACCAAAAACAAGCUUUACACAGAUUUUGAUGAAAUUCGACAAGAAAUUGAAAAUGAAACUGAAAGAAUUUCAGGAAAUAAUAAGGGAGUAAGCCCUGAGCCAAUCCAUCUCAAGGUUUUCUCGCCCAACGUUGUCAACCUGACGCUUGUGGAUUUACCAGGAAUGACCAAAGUACCUGUAGGUGAUCAGCCCAAGGAUAUUGAGCUUCAAAUCAGAGAACUUAUUCUUCGGUUCAUCAGUAAUCCCAAUUCCAUUAUCCUUGCUGUCACUGCUGCAAAUACAGAUAUGGCAACGUCAGAGGCACUUAAGAUUUCCAGAGAGGUAGAUCCAGAUGGGCGCAGAACUCUAGCUGUAAUCACCAAGCUUGAUCUCAUGGAUGCGGGUACUGAUGCCAUGGAUGUAUUGAUGGGAAGGGUUAUUCCAGUCAAGCUUGGAAUAAUUGGAGUAGUUAACAGGAGCCAACUGGACAUUAACAAUAAGAAGAGUGUAACUGAUUCAAUCCGUGAUGAGUAUGCUUUUCUUCAAAAGAAGUACCCAUCUCUGGCCAACAGAAAUGGAACAAAGUAUCUUGCUAGGACUCUGAAUAGGUUACUUAUGCAUCAUAUCAGAGACUGUUUACCAGAGCUGAAAACAAGAAUAAAUGUCUUAGCUGCUCAGUAUCAGUCUCUUCUAAAUAGCUAUGGUGAGCCCGUGGAUGAUAAAAGUGCUACUUUACUCCAGCUCAUUACCAAGUUUGCCACAGAGUAUUGUAACACUAUUGAAGGAACGGCAAAGUACAUUGAAACUUCUGAGCUAUGUGGUGGUGCUAGGAUUUGUUAUAUUUUCCAUGAGACUUUUGGGCGAACCUUAGAAUCUGUUGAUCCACUAGGUGGCCUUAACACUAUUGACAUCUUGACCGCCAUUAGAAAUGCUACUGGCCCCCGUCCAGCUUUAUUUGUGCCUGAAGUUUCAUUUGAGUUACUGGUCAAACGUCAGAUUAAGCGUCUAGAGGAGCCCAGCCUCCGCUGUGUGGAGCUGGUCCACGAGGAAAUGCAGAGGAUCAUUCAGCACUGUAGCAACUACAGCACACAGGAACUGUUACGGUUCCCUAAACUCCAUGAUGCCAUAGUUGAAGUAGUGACUUGUCUUCUUCGUAAAAGGUUGCCCGUGACAAAUGAAAUGGUACAUAACUUAGUGGCAAUUGAGCUAGCAUAUAUCAACACAAAACACCCCGACUUUGCUGAUGCCUGUGGGCUAAUGAACAAUAACAUAGAGGAACAAAGAAGAAACAGACUAGCAAGAGAACUACCUUCCGCUGUAUCGCGAGACAAGUCUUCUAAAGUUCCAAGUGCUUUGGCACCUGCCUCCCAGGAGCCCUCCCCUGCCGCUUCUGCCGAGGCUGAUGGCAAGUUAAUUCAGGACAACAGAAGAGAAACUAAAAAUGUUGCAUCUGCAGGUGGUGGAAUUGGAGAUGGUGGUCGAAUUGGAGAUGGUGGUCAGGAACCGACAACAGGCAACUGGAGAGGAAUGCUGAAAACUUCAAAAGCUGAAGAAUUACUUGCUGAAGAAAAAUCAAAACCAAUUCCAAUUAUGCCAGCAAGUCCACAAAAAGGCCAUGCUGUCAAUUUGCUAGAUGUGCCAGUUCCAGUUGCACGAAAACUGUCUGCCCGAGAACAGCGAGAUUGUGAGGUUAUUGAAAGACUCAUCAAAUCAUAUUUUCUAAUUGUCAGAAAGAAUAUUCAAGACAGCGUCCCAAAGGCAGUAAUGCAUUUUUUGGUUAAUCAUGUGAAAGAUACUCUUCAGAGUGAAUUAGUAGGGCAGCUGUAUAAGUCAUCCUUAUUAGAUGACCUUCUGACUGAAUCCGAGGACAUGGCACAGCGAAGAAAAGAAGCGGCUGACAUGCUGAAGGCAUUACAAGGAGCCAGUCAAAUUAUUGCUGAAAUCCGAGAGACUCAUCUUUGGUGAACAGAACUGUUUGGUCUUCUACACUUUGCUGACUUGAACCUACUAGCUACUGCCUACCUGAGUAGAAAUUUAUUUAUGGACUUUUGUGUAUCGCAGUGUAUGAAUUUGCUUGUGUGAAGACUGGCUAUAAGCUGAAAAGUAUAUUAUUCAUUACAAGACAAAUCACAUGUUUAAUUCACAUUUUUCAAGUUUCCUAUGAUGUAUAUCAAGUCUGUCCGUUUCAGUCAAACUUACAAGAACAAUUGAUGUUCUAGUUGUACAAAGCAGUUUGCCUGUGCAUAUGAUGACCUGCGUAACCUUUUUUUAGUCUUAAAGCUGCAGCCGUAGUCCUCAAAGAGGAAGCUCCAGGACAUUUCAUGACUAUAAUGCAUGCACUAUUUAUAUAGACUGACCUGGCUUCAAAAGGUGGAGCCUGGCGAGUUCCUCACAUAAUCAAUGUAUCCACCUAUCCUUCAUUUUUAUAGUCUUAAAAAACAAACAAAAUUCUGAAACUUCUGCAGUUUUAGGAAAAAUAUAAGAUCUGAAAGACUCAUAAAGAUGUAGGAACAGACUGUGUAAUUAAUGGCUCCUGAGUCUAUACUGCCCUAAUGUUAGAAAGUAAAAUAUGCUUUGAUUCAAAAUAAGCCUGAAAAUAUAAAUUGACUUCCUGCAUUAAAAAUAACUAUUAGGAACUUUCUUAGUAACAAUAACUGGUCCUGUUAGUUUCUAAAUGACUCAGUGACAACCUAAAUUUCCCUAAUUUACAAGUACAUCGAUUGCAGUCCAGAUGCACCUUAGGGUGGGGCGCUGACUCUGGGCUCCGAGACUCAGUUAUGUGAGACCUAAAAGUCUACUCUGUAUCCACUGGUAAUGCUACUUUAUAGUUCCACACCAACAGAAUACAUUUGUCAAAGAAAAAUACCUGGACAUACACAUACACCUAAAAGCUUAUGGACUACUAAACUGUAUUCAGGGGUUGAGGAUUUACAACCUAUUUUGUGAAAACUGCCUGUGCAAUUCAAUUUCUGACCUAGCUGGGCAGUGGUGGUGCACACCUUUAAUCCCAGCUUUUGGGAGGCAGAGGCAGGUGGAUCUCUGAGUUCAAGGCCAGCCUGGUCUACAGAGUUGAGUUCCAAGACAACCAGAACUACACAGAGAAACCCUGUCUUGAACCCCCCUCCCCCCAAAAAAUUGAAACCUAAAUAGAAAUCUUUGAUGUAUCUAGUUUUCUCUGACCAAAUGAUACAUUUGUGUUAUAAAUACUAAAAUUCUUUUCAGGUCAGGCAUCUUAUGAAAUACUAUUAGCAAGGAAAACAAGAACAUGUUAUCUUUAGUUUAGAUGCCCAUUGAACCAUCUCAAAAACAAAGGCAGUCUGAUAACAGUACCAGCUUGACAGUGAGUAUACACUGCCUAAAUGUGUUAGCAUACUUAAGAAAAAUAUCCUGUUAUCUAACUAUUAGGUAUCCAUGGUUUAUUUUUUAAGAGAGAUGACCACCACUGUAGCCUUUUGAAUUUGUAAAGAGAAAGAAUGCACCUUUAUCCAACAUUUCAAAUAGAUUUUAAAAGGAAGAUGUUAGCUUUAAAAACGUGCUAUGAUAAUGUACUUGUUAGCACUACACACUUUGUACAAAGAAAAACAAGCAAGAAAGGUAGGGAAAUGAAAGCUUCCUUUGUGUACUUUUACACUAAGCUGUGUUCUGAAACAUGGAGAUAAUUUAUAAGACCACUGUAUGUUCUAUGUAAAUAAAAAUGCUGGUGUGAAAUGGCA